CGAGCCCGGCCGGUGCCGAGCCCGCGCCGUGCCCCUCAUGGAGGACACCGGGUCCCUGUUCCCAUCGCUGGUGGCGGCGGGGCACGCGGCAUCCCUCGCCCUGGUCUGGUACUGGCGGCGGCAGCGGGACGAGCCGGGGGGCACCGAUGAGCGAGAUCGUGUCCAGAAGAAAACCUUCACCAAAUGGGUCAACAAGCACCUUAUCAAGGCGCAGCGCCAUGUCAACGACCUGUACGAGGACCUGCGGGACGGGCACAACCUCAUCUCGCUGCUGGAGGUGCUGUCGGGUGACACCCUGCCCCGGGAGAAGGGCCGGAUGCGCUUCCACAAGCUGCAGAAUGUCCAGAUUGCCCUCAACUACCUGAAGCACCGGCAGGUGAAGCUGGUGAACAUCCGCAACGAUGACAUCGCCGACGGCAACCCCAAACUGACGCUGGGCCUCAUCUGGACCAUCAUCCUCCACUUCCAGAUCUCAGACAUCCAGGUGACCGGGCAGUCGGAGGACAUGACGGCCAAGGAGAAGCUGCUGCUGUGGUCCCAGCGGAUGGUGGAGGAUUACCAGGGCCUGCGCUGCGACAACUUCACCACCAGCUGGAGGGAUGGGCGCCUCUUCAACGCCAUCAUCCACCGGCACAGGCCAAUGCUGAUCGACAUGAGCCGGGUGUACCGCCAGAGCAACCUGGAGAACCUGGACCAGGCCUUCACCGUGGCUGAGCGGGACCUGGGUGUGACGCGGCUGCUGGACCCUGAAGACGUGGACGUGGCGCAGCCCGAUGAGAAGUCCAUCAUCACCUACGUGUCCUCGCUGUACGACGCCAUGCCGCGCGUGCCGGAGGUGCAGGACGGCGUCAAGGCCAACGAGCUGCAGCUGCGCUGGCAGGAGUACUACGAGGUGGUGACGGGGCUGCUGCAGUGGAGCCGGCAGCACUCGGCGCUCUUCGAGGAGCGGCGCCUGCCUGCCAGCUACGAGGAGAUCGAGAUCCUCUGGCGCCAGUUCCUCAAGUUCAAGGAGACGGAGCUGCCGGCUCGGGAGGCCGACAAGAACCGCUCCAAAGCCAUCUUCCAGGCGCUGGAGGGCGCGGUGCAGUCGGGCCAGCUGAAGGUGCCCCCCGGGUACCACCCCCUGGACGUGGAGAAGGAGUGGGGGCGGCUGCACGUCGCCGUGCUGGAGCGGGAGAAGCUGCUGCGGGCUGAGUUCGAGAGGCUGGAGCGGCUGCAGCGCGUGGUCACCAAGCUGCAGAUGGAGUCGGGGCUCUGUGAGGAGCAGCUGAACCAGGCGGAUGCUCUGCUGCAGGCGGACGUGCGGCUGCUGGCGGCCGGGAAGGCACCGCAGAAGGCGGCAGAGGUGGAGAGGGCGGACAAGGCGGAUGCCAUGAUCCGGCUGCUCUUCAACGACGUGCAGACCCUCAAGGACGGGCGGCACCCGCAGGGCGAGCAGAUGUACCGUCGCGUGUACCGCCUGCACGAGCGCCUGGUGUCCAUCCGCACCGAGUACAACCUGCGCCUCAAGUCGGGCGCGCCGGUGACAGCGGUGACAUCCGUGGCGGUGACAUCGGCGCAGCAGCGGCGGCCGGAGCCCGACGAGGCUCCCCUGCGCUACCUGCAGGAGCUGCUGGCCUGGGUGGAGGAGAACCAGCGGCGAGUGGCCACGGCCGAGUGGGGCGCCGACCUGCCCACCGUGGAGACACACCUGGGCGCCCACCGCGGGCUGCACCGCGCCAUCGAGGAGUUCCGGGCCAAGGUGGAGCGGGCACGGGCAGAUGAGAGCCAGCUGUCCCCUGGCCCCAGCGGCGCCUACCGGGAGUGCCUGGGCAAGCUGGAGCUGCAGUACGCCAAACUGCUGAACUCCUCCAAGGCACGGCUGCGGCACCUGGAGAGUCUCCACGGCUUUGUCAGCGCCGCCACCAAGGAGCUGCUGUGGCUGAGCGAGCGCGAGGAGGAGGAGGUGGCCUUCGACUGGAGCCACAACAACCCCGCCAUGGCGGCCAAGAAGGAGAGUUACUCGGCGCUGAUGCGGGAGCUGGAGCUGCGGGAGCGGCGGAUCCAGGAGCUGCGGAGCACAGGGGAGCGGCUGCUGCGGGAGGAGCACCCCGGGGCACAGACCCUGGAGGCGUUCCUGGCAGCGCUGCAGACCCAGUGGAGCUGGAUGCUCCAGCUCUGCUGCUGCAUUGAGACCCACCUGAAGGAGAACACCAACUACUUCCAGUUCUUCGCCGAGGUGCGGGAGGCCGAGGAGCUGCUGCGCAAGACGGAGGAGACGAUGCGGCGCAAGUUCAGCUGCGACCGCGGCACCACAGCCACGCGCCUCGAGGACCUGCUGCAGGACCUGGCGGAGCAGAAGGAGCAGCUGGCAGAGCUGGGGGCGCAGCUGGGGGCUCUGUCCCGCCGUGCCAGGACCAUCGUGCAGCUGAAGCCACGCAGCCCCUCGACACCCCUGCAGGGCCGGCCCCCCAUCCAGGCUGUCUGCGACUACAAGCAAAUGGAGGUGACGGUGCACAAGAACGACACCUGUGCCCUGGUGAACCACGCGCAGCCGCAGCAGUGGCGGGUGCUGAGCGCCGCCGGCAGCGAGGCCGUCGUCCCCUCGGUCUGCUUCCUCCUGCCUCCCCCCAACAAGGAGGCUCUGGACGCCGUGCACAGGCUGGAGGCCACCCACCAGCAGCUGCUGGGGCUGUGGCAGCAGCUGCACCAGGACCUGCGCAGCCUCCGCGCCUGGCAGUACCUGACCCGGGACAUCCAGCAGAUCCACUCCUGGACGCACGUCACGUUCCGCACGCUGCCGGCUGAGGAGGUGCGCCAGGUGCUGUCCAGCCUGGAGAGGCACUACCAGGAGUUCCUGCGGGACAGCCAGGACUCGCAGAGCUUCCAGCCCGACGACCGGCUGCAGGUGGAGCGCGACUACAACGCCUGCACUCACAAGUACGAGCUGCUGCUGCGGAGCCAGGAGAAAGGAGAGCAGGACGAGUCUCUGUGCAAGAGCUACAUCUCGCAGCUGAAGGACAUCCGGCUGCAGCUGGAGAGCUGCGAGAGCCGCACCGUGCACCGCCUGCGCCUGCCCCUCAAGGCCGACCCCCUGCGCGAGUGCGCCCAGCGCCAGGCGGAGCAGCAGCAAACACACCUGGAGCUGGAGGGCAUCCAGAAGAACCUGGCCAAAGUCAGCGAGAAGACGGAGCAGGUGCUGGCGCAGCCGGAGCAGGCGGGCUCGGCCCCCGUGCUGCGCUCCGAGCUGGAGGUCACCCUGCGCAAGAUGGAGCAGGUGUACAGCCUGUCCAGCAUCUACCUGGAGAAGCUCAAGACCAUCGGGCUGGUGAUCCGGAGCACGCAGGGGGCUGAGGAGCUGCUCCGCAAGUACGAGGAGCAACUGAAGGACGUGCAGGCAGUGCCGGCCGACCUGGCUGAGCUGGAGGCCAGCAAGGCUGAGCUUAAGCGGCUGCGGGCACAGGCCGAGGGGCACCAGCCCUUCUUCAGCACUCUGGAGACCGACCUGGGCAAGGCCAAGGACGUCAACGAGCGGAUGGUGCGCGGCCACAGCGAGCGGGACGUGGACCUGGAGCGGUACCGGGAGCGGGUGCAGCAGCUGCUGGAGCGCUGGCAGGCCGUGCUGGGCCAGGCCGACCUGCGGCAGCGCGAGCUGGACCAGCUGGGCCGCCAGCUGGGCUACUACAGGCAGAGCUGCGACGCGCUGCGCCAGUGGAUCCGCGACGCCCGGCAGCGCCAGGAGGCCAUCCAGGCCGUGCCCAUCACCGACAGCCAGGCCGUGCGCGAGCAGCUGCUGCAGGAGAAGAAACUGCUGGAGGAGUGUGAGCAGCACAAGGAGAAGGUGGAGGAGUGCCAGCGCUAUGCCAAGCAGUACAUCGACGCCAUCAAGGACUACGAGCUGCAGCUGGUGAGCUUCAAGGCACAGGUGGAGCCGGUGGCAUCGCCGGCCAAGAAGCCCAAAGUGCAGUCGGCAUCUGACAGCAUCAUCCAGGAGUACGUGGACCUGCGGACGCAGUACAGUGAGCUGACCACGCUCACCACCCAGUACAUCAAGUUCAUCACCGAGACACUGCGGCGGCUGGAGGACGAGGAGAAAGCCGCCGAGAAGCUGAAAGAGGAGGAGAGGAAGCGGCUGGCGGAGGUGGAGGCGCAGCUGGAGAAGCAGCGGCAGCUGGCCGAGGCCCACGCCAAAGCCAAGGCACAGGCAGAGGCGGAGGCGCGGGAGCUGCAGCUCCGCAUGCAGGAGGAGGUCACCCGGCGGGAGGUGGUGGCCGUGGAUGCCGAGCAGCAGAAGCAGAACAUCCAGCAGGAGCUGAUGCAGCUGCGGCAGAACUCGGACCACCAGAUCAAGUCCAAGGUGAAGCUGAUUGAGGAGGCUGAGUACAACCGCAAAAAGGUGGAGGAGGAGAUCCGCCUGAUCCGCCUGCAGCUGGAGAGCACCGAGAAGCAGCGGGAGAGUGCAGAGACAGAGCUGCAGGAGCUGCGGGCACGUGCCGAAGAUGCCGAGCGGCAGAAGCGGCAGGCACAGGAGGAGGCCGAGCGCCUGCGCCGGCAGGUGAAGGAGGAGAGCCAGAAGAAGCGGGAGGCGGAGGAGGAGCUGAAGCGCAAGGUGCAGGCCGAGCGCGAAGCGGCCCGGGAGAAGCAGAAGGCAGUGGCAGACCUGGAGCAGCUGCGGCUGCAGGCGGAGGAGGCUGAGCGACGCAUGCGGCAGGCAGAGGCCGAGAAGGACCGGCAGAUCCAGGUGGCCCAGGAGGUGGCCCAGCGCAGCGCUGAGGCCGAGCUGCAGAGCAAGAGGCUCUCUUUCGCUGAGAAGACGGCACAGCUGGAGCUGUCGCUGCAGCAGGAGCAUGAUGUGGUGGCCCAACUGCAGGAGGAGGCCGAGCGGCUCAAGAGGCAGCAGCUGGAGGCCGAGCGCUCGCGGGAGGAGGCCGAGAAGGAGCUGGAGCGCUGGCGGCAGAAGGCCAACGAGGCGCUGCGCCUGCGUCUGCAGGCUGAAGAGGUGGCCCACAAGAAGUCACUGGCACAGGAGGAGGCCGAGAAGCAGAAGGAGGAUGCUGAGCGCGAGGCCCGCAAACGCGCCAAGGCAGAGGAGGUGGCCGUGCGGCAGAAGGAGCUGGCGGAGGAAGAGCUGGAAAAGCAGCGGGAGCUGGCAGAGGGCACAGCCCAGCAGAAGCUGGCGGCGGAGCAGGAGCUGAUCCGGCUGAAGGCAGAGAUGGAGAACGGGGAGCAGCAGCGCCUGCUCCUGGAGGAAGAGCUCUCGCGGUUGAAGGGUGAGGUAAACGAGGCCAUCCAGAGGAGGAAAGAGCUGGAGGAGGAACUGGCCAAGCUGAGGGCAGAGAUGGAGGUCCUGCUGGAGAGCAAGGCCAAGACAGAGGAGGAGUCGCGCUCCAGCAGUGAGAAGUCCAAGCAGCGGCUGGAGGCGGAGGCCAACAAGCUGCGGGAGCUGGCCGAGGAGGCCGCCCGCCUGCGCGCCCUCUCCGAGGAGGCCAAGCGGCAGCGGCAGCUGGCAGAGGACGAGGCCACCCGGCAACGGGCUGAGGCCGAGCGCAUCCUGAAGGAGAAGCUGGCGGCCAUCAACGAGGCCUCACGGCUGAAGGCAGAGGCGGAGAUCGCGCUGAAGGAGAAGGAGGCGGAGAACGAGCGGCUGCGGCGGCUGGCGGAGGACGAGGCCUACCAGCGCAAGCUGCUGGAGGAGCAGGCGGCCCAACACAAGCAGGACAUCGAGGAGAAGAUUGCCCUGCUGAAGCGCUCCUCAGAGAGCGAGCUGGAGAGGCAGAAGGGGCUCGUGGAGGAUACGCUGCGGCAGCGGCGGCAGGUGGAGGAGGAGAUCCGCGCCCUCAAGGCCAGCUUCGAGAGGGCCUCAGCUGGCAAGAGCGAGCUGGAGCGGGAGCUGAACCGCAUCCGUGGGGAGGCAGAGGAGGUGCAGCGCAGCCGGGAGCAGGCGGAGCGGGAGGCUGAGCGGCAGCGGGCGCUGGCGCUAGAGGAGGAGGGCCGCCGGCGCGAGGCCGAAGAGAAGGUGCAGGCCAUCCUGGCGGCCGAGGAGGAGGCCGGGCGGCAGCGGCGGCUGGCCCUGGAGGAGGUGGAGCGGCUGCGGGCCAUGGUGGAGGAGGCGCGGCGGCAGAAGGAACUGGCGGAGAAGGAGUCGGAGCGGCAGAUCCAGCUGGCACGGGAGGCGGCGCAGAAGCGGAUUGCAGCGGAGGAGAAGGCGCACCUGGCUGCCGUGCAGCAGAAGGAGCAGGAGCUGCUGCAGACGCGCCAGCAGGAGCAGAGCCUCCUGGACCGGCUGCGCGAGGAGGCUGAGCGGGCCCGGCGGGCGGCUGAGGAGGCUGAGUUUGCCCGUGGCAAGGCCGAGCAGGACGCCAGCUUGUCCCGGCAGCGCGUGGAGGAGGCUGAGCGGCUGAAGCAGCGGGCAGAGGAGGAGGCGCAGGCCAAGGCACAGGCACAGGCGGACGCAGAGAAGCUGCGGAAGGAGGCCGAGCUGGAGGCGGCGAAACGGGCGCAGGCGGAGCAGGCGGCCCUGAGGCAGAAGCAGCUGGCCGACGCCGAGAUGGAGAAACACAAGAAGUUUGCCGAGCAGACACUGCGACAGAAGGCGCAGGUGGAGCAGGAGCUGACCAAGGUGAAGUUGCAGCUGGAUGAGACAGACCACCAGAAGGGCAUCCUGGAUGAGGAGCUGCAGCGGCUGAAGGAGGAGGUGACAGAUGCCGUCCGGCAGAAGGCCCAGGUGGAGGAGGAGCUCUUCAAGGUGCGGGUGCAGAUGGAGGAGCUGGCCAAGCUGAAGAGCCGCAUCGAGGAGGAGAACAAGGCGCUGAUCCUCAAGGACAAGGACAACACGCAGAAGUUCCUGGCGGAGGAGGCAGAGAAGAUGAAGCAGGUGGCAGAGGAGGUGGCCCGGCUGAGCGUGGAGGCGCAGGAGGCCGCCCGCAUGCGGCAGCUGGCUGAGGACGACCUGGCGCAGCAGCGGGCCCUGGCAGAGAAGAUGCUGAAGGAGAAGAUGCAGGCGGUGCAGGAGGCCACACGGCUGCGGGCCGAGGCUGAAAUGCUGCAGAAGCAGAAGGAUCUGGCACAGGAACACGCCAAGAAGCUGCAGGAGGACAAGGAGCAGAUGCAGCAGCGCCUGGCUGAGGAGACCGAGGGCUUCCAGAAGACGCUGGAGGCUGAGCGCCGGCGGCAGCUGGACAUCACGGCUGAGGCCGAGCGCCUCAAGCUGCAAGUGGCGGAGAUGAGCAUGGCCCAGGCCAAGGCUGAGGAGGAAGCCAAGCGGUUCAAAAAGCAGGCGGAGGAGAUCAGUGAGAGGCUGCAUGAGACUGAGCUGGCCACACAGGAGAAGAUGACGAUGGUGCACACUCUGGAGAUCCAGCGGCACCAGAGCGAUGAGGAUGCCGAAAAGCUGCGGAAGGCCAUCGCUGACCUGGAGAAGGAGAAGGAGAAGCUGAAACAGGAGGCAGCGCUGCUGCAGCAGAAGGCAGAGGAGAUGCAGGUGGCCCAGCAGGCUCAGCUCCGUCAGGAGACGCAGCUCCUGCAGCAGAGCUUCCUGACGGAGAAAGAUGCCCUGCUGCAGAAGGAGAAGUUCAUUGAGGAGGAGAAAUCAAAGCUGGAGAAGCUCUUUAAGGAUGAGGUGAACAAAGCCCAGAACCUGAAGGCAGAGCAGGAGCGGCAGCAGCGGGAGAUGGAGCAGGAGAAGCAGCAGUUGAAAGCUAUGUUAGAGGAAGCCAAGAAACAUCAGAAGGAAGCUGAGGAAAACGUCCGGCACAAGCAGGAGGAGCUACAGCAGCUGGAGAGGCAGCGACAGCAGCAGGAGAAACUUCUGGAAGAAGAGAACCAGAAGCUGAGGGAGAGGCUCGAGCAGAUGCAGGAGGAGUACAAGGCUGCCCUGGCCCAGAGACGGGAGAUCAUGAUCCAGACAGAUGACCUGCCUGGGGAGGCGGUUACGACAACGCAGCUGCUGGAUGUCAAGGCUGUGCCCAAUGGCCGGGAUGCAGUGGAUGGCUUAGCCCAGAAUGGGGAGCCGGAGUUCGCCUUUGACGGCAUCCGGCAGAAGGUGUCAGCAGAGAAGCUGGCUGAUGCCGGCAUUCUGAGCAGGGAGAACUUGGACAAGUUGGCGAAGGGUGUUGUGAGUGUGGGCGAGCUCUCUCAGAGGGAGGAUGUCAAGAAGUACCUGCAGGGCAAGAGCAGCAUUGCCGGUUUGCUGAUCAAACCCUCCAACCAGAAGAUGAGCAUCUACGAAGCCAUGAAGAAGAAGCUGCUCAGCCCAGGCACAGCGCUGGUGCUCCUGGAGGCACAGGCUGCUUCUGGCUUCAUCAUUGACCCUGUGCGGAAUGCAAGGCUCUCGGUGAACGAGGCGGUGCGAGAGGGGGUGAUCGGGCCAGAGCUGCACAACAAGAUGCUGUCGGCCGAGCGGGCUGUCACCGGCUAUAAGGAUCCGUACACAGGUGACAAGAUCUCCCUGUUCCAGGCCAUGCAGAAGGAUCUGAUCGUCAGGGACCAUGGCAUCCGCCUGCUCGAGGCCCAGAUUGCCACUGGUGGCAUCAUCGAUCCUGUCAACAGCCACCGCCUGCCCGUGGAAGCCGCCUACAAGCGUGGCUACUUCGAUGAGGAGAUGAAUCAGGUCCUGUCUGACCCCACUGAUGACACCAAGGGCUUCUUUGAUCCCAACACUCAGGAGAACCUCACCUACCUGCAGCUCAUGGAGCGGUGCGUGACUGACCCCGACACAGGGCUGUGCCUCCUGCCGCUCACUGACCAAGCAGCCAAAGGCAGGGAGCUGGUCUACACCGACAAGGAAGCCAAGGACGUCUUCAAGAAGGCCACAGUGACAGCACCGUUUGGCAAGUUCCAAGGGAAGACGAUGACCAUCUGGGAGCUCAUCAACUCUGAAUACUUCACUGAGGACCAAAGGCGGGACCUGAUCCAGCAGUACAGGACUGGCAAGAUCACAGUGGAGAAGAUCAUCAAGAUCGUCAUCACGGUUGUGGAGGAAAGUGAGAAAAAGAGCCAGAUGUGCUUUGAGGGCCUGCGGGGCCCCGUGCCUGCUGCCGAGCUGCUGGAGAGCAAGAUCAUCAACAAGGACCUCUACAACCAGCUGCACCAGGGCAAGAAGUCCGUAAAGGACGUGGCAGAGAUGGAGUCCGUACGGCAGUACCUGAAGGGCGUGGAUGCCAUCGCUGGUGUCCUGGUGGAGUCUACGGGUCAGAAGCUCACCUUCUACGAGGCCCUGAAGAGAAACCUGCUGAGGCCAGAGGUUGCCCUAUCCCUGCUGGAGGCACAAGCUGCCACCGGCUACAUCAUUGACCCUGUGGGCAACAAGCUCUUCUCCGUGGAUGAGGCAGUGAAGGCCGAGGUGGUGGGGCCGGAGUUCCAUGAGAAGCUGCUGUCGGCAGAGAAGGCGGUCACUGGCUACAAGGAUCCCUACACGGGUCAGACGGUUUCCCUCUACCAAGCACUCCAGAAGGGCCUCAUCCCCAGCGACACUGGGCUCCGGCUGCUGGAUGUCCAGCUUGCCACUGGCGGCAUCAUCGACCCCGUCAACAGCCACCGGCUCCCGCUUGAGGUCGCCUACAAGCGUGGCUACUUCGACCCAGAGAUAAACAAGGCUCUGACUGAGUUCCAAGAUGAAGCCAAGGCUUUCUACUGUCCCAACACCCAGGAACACCUCACCUAUGCCCAGCUGCAGAAGAGCUGCCACCGCGACAAGCAGACUGGCCUGUGCCUGCUGCCCCUGUCCGACAAGGCAAUCCAGUCACAGCAGGAGGAGGUCUACACCGACAGCCAGGCCAAGGAGUGCUUCGACAAAGCAACCAUCGAGGUCCCGGUGGGCAGCAUGAAGGGCCAGACAAUGACCAUCUGGGAACUGAUCCACUCUGAAUACUUCACAGAGGAGCACAGGCGAGAGCUGCUCCGACAGUACAAGACCGGCAAAGUGACAAUCGAGAAGAUCAUCAAGAUUGUGAUCACCAUCAUCGAGGAGGCAGAGACCAAAAAGCAGGAGAAACUGACAUUCAGUGGUCUGCGCGCUCCGGUGCCAGCCAGUGAGCUGCUGGAGUCCUGCAUCAUCAGCAAAACCCAAUAUGAGCAGCUGAAGGAAGGCAAGAAAUCAGUGAAGGAACUCUCGGAGACAGAUGCGGUGAGGAGAUUCCUGCAUGGCAGCGACUGCAUUGCUGGCGUCUAUGUGGAGGCCACCAAGGAAAAGCUGAACAUCUAUGAGGCCAUGAGGAGGAACCUGCUGAGACCCAGCACUGCUGUGGUCCUCCUGGAGGCCCAGGCUGCCACUGGGUUCUUAAUUGACCCUGUGAAGAACCGUAAACUGUACGUCAACGAGGCGGUGAAGGCUGGCAUUGUCGGGCCUGAGCUGCACGAGAAGCUGCUGUCUGCUGAGAAGGCUGUCACGGGGUACAAGGAUCCCUACUCGGGCGAUACCAUCUCCCUGUUCCAGGCCAUGAAGAAAGGGCUGAUUGUCAAGGAGCACGGCAUCCGUCUGCUCGAGGCCCAGAUCGCCACUGGCGGCAUCAUCGACCCCGUGCACAGCCACCGCCUGCCCGUGGAGGUGGCCUACAAGCGUGGCUACUUCGACGAGGAGAUGAACCGGACCCUCUCCGACCCCACUGAUGACACCAAGGGCUUCUUUGACCCCAACACUCAGGAGAACCUCACCUAUGUGCAGCUGAAGGAGAGGUGCAUCGAGGAUCCCGAGACAGGCCUGUACCUGCUGCCUCUGCGGGAGCCUGAGAAGCCAAAAGUGGUGGAAACCACUCACGUGUACACAGAAGCUGAGACACGGAAGGUGUUUGAGGAGACACAGGUGGACAUCCCUGUGGGCAGCCGGGCAGGCUCCUCCAUGUCACUGUGGGAUGUCAUGCACUCGGACCUGCUGCCCGAGGAGCAGCGUAAACAUCUCAUGGAGGAGUUCCAGUCGGGCCGCGUGUCCAAGGAGCGCAUGAUCAUCAUUAUCAUCGAGAUCAUCGAGAAGACUGAGAUCAUCCGGCAGCAGAAUCUCACGUCCUAUGACUACGUCCGGCGCCGCAUCACAGCUGAGGACCUCUUCGAGGCCAAGAUCAUCACACAGGACAUCUACAACCUACUGAAACAGGGCUCCAAAACCUUCCGGGAGCUCCUGGAUGUGGAGACUGUCUGGAAGUACCUUUACGGGUCGGGCUGCGUGGCUGGCAUCUACAUCCCCUCCUCCAAGCAGACUCUCAGUGUCUACCAGGCACUGAAGAAGGGGCUGAUCAAUUCUGAAGUGGCCCGCUCCCUCCUGGAGGCCCAGGCAGCCACCGGCUUCAUGAUCGACCCCACAAAGAAUGAAAUGCUGACUGUUGAUGAGGCGGUCAGGAAGGGGGUGGUGGGGCCAGAGAUCCAUGACCGGCUCCUGUCCGCAGAGAGGGCUGUGACCGGCUACAGAGACCCCUACAGUGAACAGAAGAUUUCCCUCUUCCAGGCCAUGAAGAAGGAUCUCAUUCCCAGCGAAGAGGCCCUCAAGCUCCUGGACGCCCAGAUUGCCACCGGCGGCAUAAUUGACCCUCACUUGGGCUUCCACCUGCCCUUGGAGGUGGCUCUCCAGCGAGGCUUCAUCAACAAGGAGACGUACGACAUGCUGUCGGAGCCCAGUGAGGUGCGCAGCUAUGUGGACCCCUCCACAGAUGAGAAGCUCAGCUACACGCAGCUGCUGAGGCGGUGCCGCAAGGACGAGAACACCCGGCUCCUCCUGCUCCCGCUCUGUGACACACGGAAGCUCACCUUCCGGGGCCUGAGGAAGCAGAUCACGGUGGAGGAGCUGGUCCUUUCGCAGGUGAUGGACGAAGCCACAGCCCAGCGCCUCCAGGAGGGUCUCACCUCUGUUGAGGAAGUCUCUAAGAACCUGAAGAAGUUCCUGGAGGGCACCAGCUGCAUCGCUGGCGUCUUUGUGGACUCCACAAAGGAGCGUCUGUCCAUCUACCAGGCCAUGAAGAAGGGGAUCAUCCGGCCUGGCACUGCCUUUGAGCUCCUGGAGGCACAGGCGGCCACGGGCUACGUGAUUGACCCCAUCAAGGGCCUCAAGCUGACAGUGGAGGAAGCCGUGCGCAUGGGCAUUGUGGGCCCCGAGUUCAAGGACAAGCUGCUCUCUGCUGAGCGGGCUGUCACUGGCUACCGGGACCCCUACACUGGAAAGCUUAUCUCCCUCUUCCAGGCUAUGAAGAAGGGUCUGAUCCUGAAGGACCAUGGGAUCCGCCUGCUGGAGGCGCAGAUUGCCACGGGAGGCAUCAUUGACCCUGAGGAGAGCCACCGCCUGCCUGUGGAGGUGGCCUACAAGAGGGGCCUCUUUGAUGAGGAGAUGAAUGAGAUCCUGCUGGACCCUAGUGACGACACCAAGGGCUUCUUCGACCCCAACACAGAGGAGAACCUCACCUACCUGCAGCUCAUGGAGCGGUGCAUCACGGACCCAGAGACCGGCCUGUGCCUCCUGCCUCUGAAGGAGAAGAAGCGGGAGAGGAAGACCUCCUCCAAGUCCUCCGUCCGCAAGCGCCGGGUGGUGAUCGUUGACCCAGAGACAGGCAAGGAGAUGUCCGUGUAUGAAGCCUAUCGCAAGGGCCUCAUUGACCACCAGACUUACCUGGAGCUGUCAGAGCAGGAGUGCGAGUGGGAGGAGAUCACCACCUCCUCCUCCGAUGGCGUGGUGAAGUCAAUGAUCAUCGACAGGCGCUCGGGGCGCCAGUAUGACAUCGACGAUGCCAUUGGCAAGGGUCUGAUUGACCAGUCAGCCUUGGACCAGUACCGCUCGGGCACCCUCUCCAUCACCGAGUUUGCUGACAUGCUCUCUGGCAACAUGGGUGGCUUCCGGUCGCGGUCGUCCUCGGUUGGAUCCUCCUCCUCCUACACUGUCAGCCCAGCCCUGUCACGGACCCAGAUCUCCAUGUGGACUGACCCAACCGAAGAGACUGGGCCAGUGGCAGGCAUCCUGGACACGGACACUCUGGAGAAGGUGUCCAUCACGGAGGCGAUGCGCCGCAACCUGGUGGACAACAUCACAGGGCAGCGCCUGCUGGAAGCCCAGGCCUGCACCGGGGGCAUCAUCGACCCCAACACCGGUGACAAAUGCACCGUCGCCGAUGCGGUCACCAAGGGCCUGGUUGACAAGAUCAUGGUGGACCGCAUCAACCUGGCGCAGAAGGCCUUCUACGGCUUUGAGGACCCGCGGACCAAGACGAAGAUGUCGGCGGCGCAGGCCCUGAAGAAGGGCUGGCUGUACUACGAGGCCGGGCAGCGGUUCCUGGAGGUGCAGUACUUGACAGGGGGCCUGAUCGAGCCCGAUGCCCCAGGCCGUGUCUCCCUGGAUGACGCGCUGCAGAAGGGCACCAUCGACGCGCGGACUGCCCAGAAGCUGCGGGAUGUCAACACCUAUUCCAAGUACCUCACCUGCCCCAAGACCAAGCUCAAGAUCUCCUACAAGGAUGCCAUGGACCGGAGCAUGAUCGAGGAUGGGACUGGCCUGCGGCUGCUGGAGGCCUCCUCCCAAUCCAGCAAGGGCUACUACAGCCCCUACAACAUCAGCAGCGCCGGCUCCACCUCUGGAUCACGCUCGGGCUCUCGCACCGGCUCCCGCUCAGGCUCCCGGCGUGGCAGUUUUGACGCCACUGGCUCCAGCUUCUCCAUGACCUUCUCUUCCUCCUCCUAUUCCUCCUCGAGUUUCGGGCGCAGAUACACGGGGGGUACCCAGGGCACCGUGGAGGAGGCUGCCCUUGCCCUCGCCCUGGCCGCAUCCAGAAGCUGCGGGUGGGAGGCGAGCAGGGAGUUCCCCGGGGUGUCUGGGCCCCUGCUCCGUGUGGCCUUGCAGCGAGGAGGGGGCUCUGCACCCCGGCCCCCCGAGCUGCCCCAUCUCCCUGCCUUGGCCUCCCGGCACGUCCCCACCACCACGCCGCAGAGCCGGUGCCCUGACCGUAAGUGCCGCGCUGGCGCUGCCCGGUGCUUCCGCGCCCUGCGGGGGGACCUGCCUCCGCUCGCCACUUCGCCCGCCGAGGGGCUUCGCUGCGUGCCCGCCUCCGCCAGCCCACCCGCUCACCCGUCCUCCGGGACGCGCCCGCCGCGGUCGGCCGACGUCUUUUUCCAGUCCCAACAAAGACCUCCCAGUGCCGCUGGGCGAGCUCCUGAGCUGGGUCUCCGACAUCAGCAGGUCGUGGAUGGGCUCAAGGGGAGCCCCGGAGGCGGCAGCUGCUCGGCCGUGCCCACCUGCGCAGAUGUUCCCUGCUCCCCCAGAUAUUCCUUGCUUACCUCCCAACUUCCUGACUCCUCCCCCAGGGUGCACCGUGCUGCAGGGGACACCGGAGAUGCUGUGGAGGGCUCGCCGUGGGACAGGGAGGAGGUGGAGAGAGCCUGCCCACGCUCCGAGCAGAGGCUGGAGGUGCAGGAGCAGCUGCUGGCCCUGCGGCACUGGCUGGACGCCGUGGAGAAGCGGCUGCUGGCGCUGCCAGAGCCCGGCACGGCCCUGCAGGUGUCCUCACGGGCUGUGCCCGUCCCGGAGGAGGCAGCGGAGAGGGACCAGGAGACGCUGGAGCGGCUGCUGGCCUGGGUGGCCGACAUGGAGGAGCUGGUGAGCAACCAGAAGCCGCCGUCGGCGGAGGCCAAGGUGGUGAAGGCGCAGCUGGAGGAGCAGAAGCUCCUGAAGCGCCUGCUGGAGGAGCGGAGGCCGUGUGUGGAGCUCGUCCUGCAGGACAGACUGACGGCACAGGGCUCGGUCACGGCGGCGCCCGAGGGCAGCGCCGGCCUCUUCAGCCUCGGGGAGAGGUGGGACAAGCUGAUGCAGGAGGCUGAGGCCAGGUACGGCUGCCUGGAGCGGAUCCUGCCGGCGGCCCAGGCCUUCCAGAAGGCUGUAGACGCCUUCCAGGAGUGGCUGGGUGCCACAGAGAGGCAGCUGGCCCAGCUCUGGCGUGCUGACGGCUGCGUGGGCCGCGUGCAGGAUGCCCACCAGCAGACCCAGGCCCUCUGUGAGGAGAUCCGCGGGCGGCUGGGAGAGCUGGAUGGUGCCCUGGAGAGCGGGCAGCGCGUCCUGGAGCUGGUGACAGGGGAGGAGGCCCAGCUGACGCAGGAGAAGAUGGAGUCACUGAGGAUGCGGUACCUCAUCGUGGGCCAGAGCAGCGCUGACACUGCUCACCGGCUGGGGCAGACCCUGGAGGCCUCGUCUCGCCUGGGCACGGCCCCUGAGGACCUGGCGCUGUGGCUGAGCCGCAUGGAGAAGGAGCUGGGCGAGCAGGAGAGCCAGCAGGAUGGCCAGGAGCCCGCAGUCACUGCCAGUGACAGGGAGAAGUUUGAGCAGGUCUUGGAGUCCCAGCUCAGCCGUGUGGCCGGGCUGGGUGAGCGGCUGGAGGAGAUCGGCCGCGUGCAGCUGGAUGCUGAGGCUCUCCACUCGCAGCUCUCCGAGCAGAAGCUGCUCUCCGCUGAGAUCCUGCACUGCCGGGGCCUGGUUGAGCGUCUGCUGGGGUUCUCGGAGCCGCUGCUGCGCUGCUGCCCCGAGCCCCUGCAGCAGCGCCUUCAGCCAUCGGUGCAGGCGCUGCGGGAGCGCACGGAGCAGCUGUCCCUGCGCAGCGGCGCCUGUGCCGUGCAGCUGGAGCACGCCCAGUCCCUGCUCACCCAGUUCUCCGAGGCCCUCGAGGAGCUGCUGCCCUGCUACGAGGCCUUCAAGGAGCAGCAGGCGCUGCUGCAGAGCCUGCGGGAGGCCAUCGCCGAGCACCGGCCGCUGGUGGGGAAGCUGCAGCGCGUGUCGGCGCAGCUGCUGGAGCUGAGCCCGGAGCAGGGAGCCCCGUUCCAGCGGCGCUGGCAGGAGCUGGAGGAGCAGUACGGCCGCAUCCGCGAGAGCGUGCGCCAGGCGGCGGCUCUGCUGGAGGAUGCCCUGCCGCGGUACAGCCAGCUGUCGGAGCGCAUGGACCUGCUGCUGGAGUGCCUGGAGCGGCUGCAGAGCCGGCUGCAGAGCCAGCCCCCCGUCCGCGGCGACGCGGCCCACCUGAGGGAGCAGAUCCGGGAGAACAGCCUGGCCCUGGGCGAGCUGGAGAAGCUCGGGGUGGCCCUGGAGGGGAUCCGAGCGCAGGGCGAGGAGCUGCUGGCCACCGUGCAGGCGGUCAGCUCCGAUGCUGCGGACAGAGGGAUCCAGGAGCGCACGGCGCAGCUGCUCUCGCAGUGGGACUGCCUGCGCGGCCGCUGCCAGGAGCGGGAGCGGUGGCUCCGGGAGCUGCUGGCACUGGCCGAGCGCUUCUGGCAUGGCCUGUCUGAGCUGGCCGUGGCGCUCAGCGACACCCAGCAGCUCGUGCUGGGGCUGGAGGAGGCCGGUGGUGAGCCCGAGGCCAUCCGCACGCAGCUGCGCACCAUGCAGGCCCUGCGGGAGGAGAUCGACGCGCUGCAGGGGGAGCUGGACACGCUGGGCAGCCUGGGCGUGGAGCUGAUGGCCUCCUGCGGGGACCCCGACAAGCCCGAUGUCACCAAGAGCCUGGACGAUCUCUACUCCUCCUGGCACAGCCUGAGCCGGGUGUGGACGGAGCGGAACGGGCGCCUCGAGGAGCAGCUCCAGGCCACCCUCAGCUACCAGGACACCAUGCAGCGGCUGCUGGAGUGGCUGGAGGCGGCCGAGCUGCGCAUCGCCGAGGAGUUCCUGGUGGGCGGCGACCUGGACAUGGUGCAGCAGCAGCUGGCGGAGCUCAAGGAGUUCAAGCGGGAGCUGUACCAGUGCAAGGUGGACGUGGAGAGCCUGCGGCACCAGGGGGGCACGGGGCAGGGGGACCCCCCGGCCACGCUCUGCGACUUCCGCCAGCGCUGGGACCACCUGGAGGAGGAGAUCGUCAGCAGACAGCACCAGCUGGAGGCGGCGCUGCUGGGGCUGGGGCAGUUCCAGACCCAGCUGGCCGAGCUGCUGCAGUGGCUGAGCCGCACCGGGGAGCAGCUGCGCGGCCCCGCGCCCCUGCGGCCCGACCUGCAGAGCUGCGAGAUCGAGCUGGCCAAGCACAAGGUGCUGCGCACCGACGUGAUGUCCCACGCCCGCACGGUGCAGUCGGUGACCGAGGCCGGGCAGGGGCUGCUGCUCUCCAGCCUGGGCGAGAGCGUGGAGGGGCUGCAGCGCAGCCUGCAGCAGCUGGAGCAGCACUGGGAGCUGGUGCGCAGCGAGACCGAGAGCCGGCAGCUGGAGCUGGAGAACAACCUCAGCCAGGUGCAGGACAUCACGCUGGAGAUCACCGAGCUGCUGCAGUGGCUGGAGCAGGUGGAGCUGCAGCUCUUCUGCUCCAAGCCGGCCUGGGGCCACCCGGAUGCCACCAAAGAGAAGCUGAACGCGCACCUGGAGCUGUGCCGGGAGCUGGAGGCGCGGGCCGGUUCCUACCGGGGGCUGCGGGAGCGGCUGCAGCGGCUGCUGGACUCGUGCCGCGCGGGCCGGCCCUGCAGCACCGAGCACAGCCUGCGCCUGCUGGAGCAGAAGUGGGAGAGCGUCCAGGCCGAGGCCCAGGAGAGGAAGGAGCGCCUGGCCGAGGGGCUGACGGUCAGCACCGAGUUCCACGGCUCGGCGCAGGAGCUGCUGCGCUGGGUGGCCCACGCCGAGGAGCUGCUGGGGUCCCCUGCGCCCCCCAGCUUCGUCCUGGACACCGUCACCGAGCAGAUCCAGGAGCACAAGGCCCUGGUGAAGGAGGCGAACGCCCAUGGGGAGAAGCUGGGCGGCCUGGAGGCCGUGGCCGCGCGCCUGAAGGAUUUCAGUCGGAAGCAGGACGGGGCCGUCAUCCAGAACCUGGUGCUGGCAGCCCGGGAGAGGCUGGGCAAGGUCCUGCAGCGGGCAGCAGAGAGGGGAGCCGUGCUGGAGGAGGCCCGAAAACGCAGCAAGCAGUUCAGCGAGUCCCGGCGGCUGCUGCUGGACUGGAUGGACGAGGUGGAGCAGAGCCUGGAGGUGCCUCAGGACGCUGCCACCAGCCAGGAGGAGAUCAAGUGCCAGCUGGCUGAGCACAAGGCGUUCCAGAAGGUGCUGCGGGCCAAGCGCCCGGUGUACGAGGCGACGCUGCGGAGCGGGCGGGCGCUGCGGGAGGGGGCGCGGCUGCCCCAGGACCUGCAGCCGCUGGAGGAGCUGCUGGGGGAGCUGAAGGAGCGCUGGGAUGCGCUGUGCAGCCGCGCUGCCGAGAGGCAGCACAAGCUGGAGGAGAACCUGCUCUUCUCGGGCAAGUUCACGGACGCGCUGCAGGCGCUCAUGGACUGGCUGUACCGCGCCGAGCCGCAGCUCAGCGAGGACGCGCCCGUCGGGGGGGACCGAGACCUGGUCGGGGACCUCAUGGACAAGCACAAGGUGUUCCAGAAGGAGCUGGGCAAGCGCGCCAGCUGCAUCAAGACGCUGAAGCGCUCGGUGCGGGACCUGACGCGGGGCAGCAGCAGCGUGGACUCGCAGUGGCUGCAGCGGCAGGUGGAGGAGCUCAGCACCCGCUGGGACCUGGUCUGCAAACUCUCCCUGUCCAAACAGGCUCGGCUGGAGGCGGCGCUGCGGCAGGCGGAGGAGUUCCACAGCCUGGUGCACUCCUUCCUGGGGCGCCUGACCGAGUCGGAGAAGACCCUCAAGUACGGAGUGUUCCCCGAGGAGGAGGCGGCCGUGCAGGAGUGCCAGGCCCAGCUGCAGGAGCUGAUGCAGUCCCUGCAGUGCCAGCAGCUGGAGCUGGAGUGCAUCACCUCGCUGGGGGAGGAGAUCCUCAGCACCUGCCACCCCGACUCCAUCAUCACCAUCAAAUCCUGGGUCACGGUCACCAAGAGCCGCUUCCAGGAGGUGCUGAGCUGGGCACAGCAGCAGGGCGAGCGGCUGCGGGCGCAGGCGGCGGCGCUGGCGGCCGAGCGGGAGGACACGGAGCAGCUGCUGGACUGGAUCACGGCGGCCGAGGAGGCGCUGGGGCUGCGCGACCAGGAGCCGCUGCCCGAGGAGGCCGAGCAGCUGGAGGAGCUCAGCGCCCAGCACGCGGUGUUCAUGGAGGAGCUGAACCGCAAGCAGCCUGACGUGGAGAAGGUGACCAAGAGCUGCAAGCGGAAGCUGGCGGUGGAGCUGGGCCCCCCGGCCACCCGCCGACUGGCCACACGUCGCCGCAGCGGCGGGAAGGCGCAGGGCACGGCGGCGGCGCCGCUCGGGGGGCUGGAGCCGCAGACGCCGCUGAUGGCGCAGCUCCUGCACCGCUGGCAGCAGCUCUGGCUGCUGGCCCUGGACCGGCAGUACCGGCUGGAGACGGCCCUGCAGCGCCUGCGGGAGCUGGAGGAGUUCGCGCACUUUGACUUCGGGGUCUGGAGGAAGCGCUACAUGCAGUGGAUCAGCCAGAUGAAGUCCCGCGUCCUGGACGUGUUCCGCGGCAUCGACAGGGACCAGGACGGGCGCAUCAGCCAGCGGGAGUUCAUCGAGAGCGUCCUCGCCUCCAAGUUCCCCACCAACGUCCUGGAGAUGAACGCCGUGGCCACCAUCUUCGACAUGAACGGCGACGGCUUCAUCGACUACUACGAGUUCGUCAGCGCCCUGCACCCCAACCGGGACCCGCUGCGCCGCUCCGCCGACGCCGACCAGAUCCAGGACGAGGUGAACCGGCAAGUGGCCCAGUGCAACUGCGCCAAGCGCUUCCAGGUGGAGCAGAUCAGCGCCAACAGGUACCGGUUCGGGGAGUCCCAGCAGCUGCGGAUGGUGCGGAUCCUGCGCAGCACCCUCAUGGUGCGGGUGGGCGGCGGCUGGAUCGCCCUGGACGAGUUCCUGGUGAAGAACGACCCCUGCAGAGUGAAGGGAAGGACCAACCUGAAGAUCAACGAGAAGUACCUGUCCUCGGACGUCUUCGGAGCCGCUGCCAGGUGCGCCGGGACCCAGUCGGCCGCCUCCUCCAAAGUGCUGUCCCCGAGCCGCUCCAACUCCAGCCUCAGCCUCUACAGCAGCGCCUCGGCCCCCAGCAGCCCCCUGGCCAGGAAGUCGGUGCUGCGGAGGACGCGCUCCGGGGACCGCUGCCCGCGCUCCCGGGGCUCGGGGCUGCCCGACGGAGCGGAGCUGCAGUUCAGCGCGGCUGAGGAGAGCCUGCCUGUGGCACCCCCAGAGCCGCCCGAAGGGUCCCCUCCGGAGCGCUGCAGCCCCUGCCGCUGAGCCCCGCGCCCGCCCUGCGCCCAGCACCUCGGCCGGCCCCACUCAGGACCCUCCUUCCUCCACGGGGCCGCGCCCCCCGCGGGUCUCGGGCCCGGCGCUGCGGCCCCCCCGAGCGGGGCUGAGCUGGACGGCCCGCACCGAUCGCGCCGCCGGGGCCCGUUCCAGAGGAUAUGCAAGCAUCUCCCGACAGCCAGCGAGACCCGGGCUCCCGCCCCGCGGCUCCGCUCCCAGCGCCCGGGGCUGCGGGACCAGCCGGGCGCCCCCUGCCCUUCCCCCGUGCGGCCGGCUCGGUACCCCCCGGCACCGGGCCUCGCUCACCGGGGUCCCCGCGGUGCCUCCCACGCCCCGGCGGGAGGCGGCCGGGCUCGGUACCGGGCACCGGGCGGAUGCCGAGCCCCGUUUCUGGUGCUAACCCUCACCCCUCGGCCUUGGGGGUGCUCCGGCCGCCCCCGGCCCCGGGGGUCCCGUCCCGCCGGCGGCACCGGGGGCAGCGCGACCCCCGCCCCGCCGCCGCAUGCCCGCGCCACCCCCGCUAACCGGAGAGCAGUAGAGCUGAAUGUAACCCCGGCCGGGCCCGCCCGCCGCCACAAUAAACUGUAGUGAGGUUCCUUUUUCUA
This is a messenger RNA of Agelaius phoeniceus (red-winged blackbird), 20673 nucleotides long. The record is from RefSeq and is a predicted model, not a curated record. NCBI's taxonomy places the organism in Eukaryota, Metazoa, Chordata, Aves, Passeriformes, Icteridae.